Messenger RNA from Orbicella faveolata, 1192 nucleotides. RefSeq lists its product as uncharacterized. Gene Ontology annotation, molecular function: metal ion binding; ubiquitin-protein transferase activity. NCBI's taxonomy places the organism in Eukaryota, Metazoa, Cnidaria, Anthozoa, Scleractinia, Merulinidae. Gene Ontology annotation, biological process: protein ubiquitination. The record is from RefSeq and is a predicted model, not a curated record. Gene Ontology annotation, cellular component: cytoplasm.
UAGGUCCCAGGAAUAUUUCCGCCAAAUGUAAGGAAUUUUAAUUUGAAAAGGGUUAUUUUACGUUGAAAUGAACUCAAAAAAUUCAUGGGAUUUUUCGAGGAACCAUGACUGUACCCAAAGAUUUCUGCGAAUUCUAGAGAAAUUUUCAAAAGUAUUGAAUUUUUUUUUCAUUUCCCAAAAAUCAUUUCGCGCCGGCAGGAUAGGUGAAACAGACUUAACCUGAAAUUAAAUGUUUUCAGUGGGCGUUGGUGAUGUUAAUCACAGUUCUGGAAGACAAUCAAGACGAAUCGAGCAAUUUUGCUGCGUAGUGACAAGCCGAGACCAUUACUCGUUAGAAACUUCAUUUUGGGCAAGCAAACGGGUUUCUGCUAACUACAAGAUGCCUUUAGACACAGUGUUAUGCCUCGAUACCUCGGGUUCCAUGGGCACGAAUAACAAUGAGGGUAUCAACCAGCUCAAAGCUGCCGCACUCAAAUUCCUGGAGGGAGUAGAGGAGACUGCAAGACAAGCCAACUUAAAGGAAAACGUUGCAAUUGUCGAGUUUGGAGCCAAAACACAGGUUUUACACAGCUUGUCAACGGACUAUUCUAGCCUUAAAGCAAAAAUAGCUGGACUUACGGCUAAUGGAUUGACCCCAAUGAAAAAUGGUUUGCUGAUGGCAUUGCAAGAGAUUGGAAAAAAUGGAGGAGUGGUAAGUGUAAAUGGAAGAAAGCUUUGCCCACGUAUCAUUCUGAUGACUGAUGGGAAGCCUACAGAUGAAAACUGUCAAGACGGACAGCAAGCUUCUAUUGGAGUCUUGUUGGUUGCGGAGAUGUUCGGGCCUCGCUGGCAGGAGGUAGGCCUUCCAUACAAAAUCCCCAUUGCUUGUGUUGGAUGCGGAAGUGCAGAUAAGCAACUUUUGGAGAGAAUUGCACAAACAACUGGAGGGAUGUACGUGAUGGUUCAAAACAUGGAUGAGCUCAGCACAUUCUUUAAGAGACAGGUGUUGCUGUCACGGUUCAUCGCUCAGUUUGCGCAUGACAUGGCUAAGCUUCAUUCGUUGCUUGCGUUACAGCAGUUUAUGCAGGGCCUCGGGGAAGAUACGGAUGAAGCUGAGCUGGUAAGAUCAUGCAACCAACGGACCAACGGAGCGAAGUGAUGUAUGGACAGAACACGGACAACCAGACAAACGAAAGGCUAAAUUGAAAAAAAA